GAAACCGAUGCCAUUGCAUCUCACUACUGGAAUGGGACAGCAAUCUGGGUCCGUUGUAACGAAUGUUGGCAAUUCGAAAGCGGGCGGUACUUUGGAUCCAACGGCAGAGCGAUUCAACAGGAUAGGAUGGUUACUCUUAUGCUCAAGCAAUUUUCAAUCAGCGAUCCGCUUCUGAUACACGAAUCUCAGUCCAUUUAG
Messenger RNA from Guyanagaster necrorhizus, 198 nucleotides. RefSeq lists its product as uncharacterized. The annotation marks the transcript as partial. NCBI's taxonomy places the organism in Eukaryota, Fungi, Basidiomycota, Agaricomycetes, Agaricales, Physalacriaceae. The transcript has a single exon. The record is from RefSeq and is a predicted model, not a curated record.